GCCGAUAACCUAAGUUGAGAUUCAUAAAGGUUCAUAAAAGCAAUCCCUCUGUGUCCGUGUCGAAUCUUACACUGGCGACGAAGCGGAUUCGGACUACAUGAAGAUUUCCAUCGUCUGGCUACCGACAGUUGGAAACUUUCUCUCACUCAAGCAAGUCCCGUACGGUGUCAGUGAGUAGUACAAGUCUGCAACAUGACCACGCUAGGUCGGAUAGAAGAGUUUAACGAGGACUCUGGACACUGCAUUGAUGAAUAUCUUGAGCGAUUGGAAUGUUUUUUUGAUGCGAAUAAGAUAGAGGGGGAUGGCAAGAAACGAGCCGUGCUGCUUAGUGUGUGUGGAGCCGCGACUUAUUCAACACUGCGCUCUGUGUUAGCACCCACUCGCCCCUCUGACAGUGCGUACAAAGACAUUAAAAAAGCCUUACAACGCCACUACGGCCCCGCGCCAUCCGAGAUAGUGCAACGCUUUCAGUUUCACAAUUGCAAGCAGAAGCCAGGCCAAAGCAUCGCCAAUUACAUAGCAGAGUUACGAAAACUGUCAGUCCACUGUGCUUUUGGGGCACAACUAGAAGCAAUGCUGCGUGAUAGAAUUGUCUGUGGGGUGCUAGAUGAGUCCCUGCAGCGUCGUCUGCUUGCUGAGCCAGAGCUCACGUUCAAAGGGGCGGAGGAAAAAGCCCUUGCUGCCGAGACAGCCGCUUCCAAUGCUCGCAUUCUUAAAUCCGAACGUGCCAAUGCUGCCCAAACAGCUGAUGUUCAUCACACAUCGGCGAAAGCGAAACAAACAGAGACUCAAAGUCGGCCGUGUUUCCGUUGUGGGGGGAUGCAUGACUCUCGUGCAUGCAAAUUUAUCACAGCUGUAUGUCAUUACUGUAAGAAGAGGGGGCAUAUUGCUCGUGUUUGCCUAAAGAAAGCCAAGGAUGGCACUGACUCUUCAGGAGCAGCAGCACAACCCACACAGGAUGCACACAUUGUCACACAAUCAGAGGAACCGCAAGAGUACCAAAUAUAUACCAUGGGCGGGCAGGCAAGUGCAACAAGGAAACAGCCAUAUCAUGCUACUGUGAUGUUAAACAACAAAACACAUGUGAUGGAGGUGGAUUCUGGAGCAGCAUGCUCUUUGAUCAGUGAGCACACCUAUGACACCCUGUGGCCAGAUCAACCCCCUCCAAUACACAAAGAUAGCAGUGUGCUUAAGCAGUGGUCACAGGCAGAGCUGCGAGUUAGAGGGAAGAUUUUUGCAAAAGUGAAUUAUCAAGGCCGUGAACGCACAUUGCCCCUGCUCAUUGUGCAAGGACAGGGGACAAGCCUUAUGGGCCGAGACUGGUUUGAUGCUUUAGGCAUAUCCAUGAUGGGUGUACAUCACGUACACAGUCAAUCCAUAGAGUCAAUCCUGACUGAGUACGCAGAAGUGUUUCAAGAGAUGGGGGCCUCACGCACACCCCCAAUCUCCAUUGACAUCGAUCCUGCAGCUUCCCCAAUGUUCUUCAAAGCCCGCUCUGUGCCCUUUGCUCUCCGGGCCAGGUUAGAUGAAGAACUUGAUAAGCUGGUUGCCCAAGGCGUUUUUGAGCCAGUGCGCACUUCCCGGUGGGCCACACCCAUUGUACCAGUUGCGAAAAAGGAUGGCAGUUUGAGGAUUUGUGGCGACUACCGCUGCACGGUUAACAGAGUUGUGAAACCUGAUGUGUACCCCAUUCCUACUGUGGCCGAACUGUUCUCCAGACUGGCAGGCGGGGUGAUUUUCAGUAAAUUGGACCUCAAACAAGCUUACCAGCAGCUCGUGCUGGAUGACGCUGCAGCAGAACUCCUCACCAUCAAUACCCACCGUGGGCUCUUCCGGGCCCGCCGACUGCAGUUUGGAGUGUCAACAGCGGUGUCGAUAUUCCAGCGUUUCAUGGAUACCCUUCUUGCUGGCAUUCCAGGCGUUCAGCCAUAUUUGGAUGACAUCCUCAUUGCAGGAAAAACAAUCGAUGAGCACAAUGUGCGACUCUCUGCUGUACUGCAACGGUUCACAGAGGCAGGGCUGCGGCUACAAAAGGAAAAGAGCAUUUUCACGACAAGCCAGGUUGAGUUCCUGGGGUUUCGGGUGGACAAGGACGGUGUACGGCCAACCAGUGAAAAGGUGGAGGCAAUCCAAAAGGCUCCGUCACCCCGGAACAAAACCGAACUGCAAUCCUUCCUCGGCCUCCUAAACUUUUACAGUUGCUUUCUGCCCAACAAAGCUACAGUGUUGGAACCUCUACAUCGUCUCCUGGACCAGUCCUCUACGUGGCGUUGGACUGAUGAUCAUGAAAAGGCUUACGCUGCUGCAAAGCAACUACUUCAAGCUGAUGGCGUGCUAACCCACUACGAUGAAAGCAAACCCCUCGCCAUUGCAUGCGAUGCCUCUCCUUAUGGUCUGGGGGCGCUUCUAUUCCAUGUUGAGCCAAAUGGACGAGAGGCCCCCAUCUGCUUUGCGUCCAGAACGAUGUCUUCGACGGAGAGGAAUUAUGCGCAAAUUGAUAAAGAGGCGCUGGCUGUCAUUUUUGCAGUCAAGAAAUUUCACCAGUACCUGGCUGGUCGUCAUUUCCAGAUUUUUACUGACCACAAGCCCCUCUUAGGCCUGCUGCACCACUCUAAGCCCAUGCCCUCUAUGCUGUCCCCUCGCAUGCUACGCUGGAGUGUGCUUCUUGGAGCCUAUGAUUACGAGCUGAACUACAGGCCAGGGAAACAGCUAGCGAAUGCUGAUGCUCUGAGUCGCCUCCCCCUGCCCUCUACAGUGUCAGAGACCCCUCCACCCUUGGAGGUGCUUUUGCUGGAAACUGUGCCGGAUGCCCCAUUGCAUGCAAGCAGAAUCGCUGCCCUCACUCUGAAAGAUCCAGUUCUGUCUCGCGUCUUACGCUGGGUCCUUCAUGGCUGGCCUACAGAGGUGCCAGAUGACCGUUUCAAGCCAUUCCUGAACCGCCGGCAUGAGCUUUCAGCGCAUAAGGACUGUCUCUUAUGGGGAAGUCGGGUGGUUGUUCCUGAUCUGGCGAGGGAGGGAGUGAUAGCCAUGUUACAUGAUGCGCACCCAGGCAUUGUGCACAUGAAAGAGCUGGGGAGGAGUUACGUAUGGUGGCCAGGUAUGGAUGCCGCCAUUGAGAAAAAUGUCAAAGACUGUACAGUCUGCCAAGAGUCCCGCCAUGCUCCGCCCACUGCGCAACUGCAUCCAUGGGAGUGGACAACAAAGAAAUGGUCUAGAUUGCACAUAGACUUUGCGGGUCCAUUCCAAGGCAAAACCUUCCUCAUCAUUGUGGACUCCCACUCUAAGUGGCUGGAGGUAGCCGUGGUCAGUUCUAUGUCAUCCGCUGCUGUCAUUAGCACACUGAGACUUCUGUUCGCAACCCAUGGUUUGCCGGACGUCAUAGUCUCUGACAAUGGAGCCUCCUUUACUUCUGAAGCAUUCAAGGAGUUUGCCGGGCGCAAUGGCAUAAGGCAUGUGACCACAGCGCCCUACCACCCUCGUUCAAACGGCCAAGCCGAACGAAUGGUCCAGACAACCAAGGAGGCCUUGUCCAGAAUCACUGCUGGGGACUGGCAGACACGUAUAGCUAGGUUCCUACUGUCACAGCACACCACGCCUAAUUCUGCGACUGGGAAAAGUCCUGCCGAGAUGCUCAUGAAUAGGCGACUUACCACUGCUCUUGAUCGCCUUCAUCCAGAUUACGAAAAUGACAUGCAUCGCAAACAAGAGGUGAUUGCUGACAAGCAUAAAGGCAGUGUUAGGAGUUUUCAACCUAGAGAGACUGUCUACAUGAGGAGCUACACUGGGGCGCGCAAAUGGGUCCCCGGUGUCAUUAUGGAUACCACCGGCCCUGUCUCAUACAGAGUACAAACACCAGAUGGGCAACUGCAUCGACGCCAUGUGGAUCAACUGCGUGGCAGAGUGCAGGCAGGCGCUGACCAGGGUUCUGAGGGUUCUGAGGAAUCACCGGACGACAGUACCCCAGAGCCUAUCGAACCAACCCCACCUGCCUCUCCACAACCACCCGAGAGCGCCGAGCCAAGUGGUUCACCUGUCCCUGUGGUGGUGCCUGACCCUGCCACCCCCCUACAGCGCCCAAUAAGGGAGCGCCACCCACCCCAGCGUUUUGGAGACUUUGUGGACUAG
This is a messenger RNA of Engraulis encrasicolus (European anchovy), 4125 nucleotides long. RefSeq lists its product as uncharacterized. Gene Ontology annotation, biological process: DNA integration. Gene Ontology annotation, molecular function: nucleic acid binding; zinc ion binding. The coding region runs from base 193 to 4125 and encodes 1310 amino acids. The transcript has a single exon. Lineage: Eukaryota; Metazoa; Chordata; Actinopteri; Clupeiformes; Engraulidae. The record is from RefSeq and is a predicted model, not a curated record.